AUGGGGCUUAUUAAAGACUGUUUGCUAAUGUGGAAGGCCAAGCAUAAAACGGGCAAUCAUCAAGACAUGGACCCUUCAAAUUAUAAGAAGUGGUUAUCUGAAAAACUCAUUCCUAAUCUACCUCCUAGAAGUGUAUUGGUAAUAGACAAUGCUUCCUAUCAGAACGUAGAGGUAGAAAAAUGUCCUACAUCCAAUUCGAAGAAAGCAGACAUGCACACAUGGUUGAUGAAAAAAGGUGUCCCUUUUUCAAACAACAUGUUGAAGGUAGAGCUACUUCAGUUGAUAGAUAUUCACAAAUCUGGCCACAAAAGAUAUGUCAUUGAUGAGAUGUUGGGUGAGCAUGGCCACACUGCGUUAAAACUUCCUCCUUAUCACCCUGAGUUAAACAGCAUUGAACUGAUAAGAGCUAAAGUUAAUUGGGUUGAGGAACAAAAUGUCAGUUUUAAAUUGGACGAAGUUGAAAAUUUGACAAGACAGAAACUUGAAUCAAUUACUACUGAGUUUUGGAAGAAAAUAUGUGACGAUACUAAAACAAUUGAGAGAGAGUUUUUACAAAAUCAGGGUCCCAUGGAAGAUGCAAUUGAUUCAUUAGUCAUUAAUUUAGAAAUUAAAUCUAGUGGAGAAGAGGAAUCGCCUGCUUCGGAAAAUACUGAUGAUUCUGAUGGGAAUAUCUCUGGAGAUGAAGAUGAAGAGUUUAAGUAUGAAGAAAAUUUUUAA
This is a messenger RNA of Macrosteles quadrilineatus (aster leafhopper), 717 nucleotides long. RefSeq lists its product as uncharacterized. Bases 1 to 717 code for a protein of 238 amino acids. The transcript has a single exon. Lineage: Eukaryota; Metazoa; Arthropoda; Insecta; Hemiptera; Cicadellidae. Gene Ontology annotation, molecular function: nucleic acid binding. The record is from RefSeq and is a predicted model, not a curated record.